Molecule: messenger RNA, 2892 nt
Organism: Suricata suricatta (meerkat)
Lineage: Eukaryota; Metazoa; Chordata; Mammalia; Carnivora; Herpestidae
Gene: SP100
Product: SP100 nuclear antigen
Exons: 26
Coding region: 119-2683 (854 amino acids)
Biological process (GO): regulation of transcription by RNA polymerase II
Cellular component (GO): nucleus
Molecular function (GO): DNA-binding transcription factor activity, RNA polymerase II-specific; protein binding; DNA binding
Source: RefSeq, a predicted model, not a curated record
UUCACAAACUUCCUGCUCUGGGCUCGGCAGCUACCCUGACCCAGGGCACCCCAGCUGGAGGGUUCGGAGGCCACACUUGAGGCCCAGGCAGGGCCCAGGCGGGGCCCAGAGUGGAAAGAUGGCUGAUGGGGGCAGCGACCUCAGCACCAGGGUGUCUGCAGAAGACCUGAGCACCGAUGAUAGACUCAUUUAUGAGAUUGUAUUCAAACACUUCAAAAGACACAAGGUGGAGAUUUCAAAUGCAAUAAAAAAGACAUUUCCUUUUCUUGAGUGCCUCCGUGACCGUGAACUAAUCACGAACAAAAUGUAUGAAGAUUGUCAAGACUCCUGUAGAAACCUGGUCCCUGUACAAAGAGUGGUGUAUAACGUCCUCAAUGAGCUGGAGAAGACAUUUGACCUGCCACUUCUGGAAGCAUUGUUCAGCGAGGUCAACAUGCAAGAAUACCCUGAUUUAAAUCAUAUUUAUAAGAGCUUUGAAAAUGCAAUCCAAGAAAAACUUAGUUACCAAGAAAGUGAUGGAGAAGAGGUGGUGAAGAGUCCUAAUAUCCAACUGAGCCUUGAACAAGGGACUGGUGAAAACUCAUAUCGAAGCCUGACCUGGUCAUGCCCACAAUCUUCAUCUUACAAUGGUACAACCCCACCUGAAAAUGGACUCUCGGAGAGCCUCUGUGAAACAGAACAGAUAAACACAAACAGAAAAGAUUCAACCAGUGACAAAAAUGAUGCCAUAGAAAGUGAACAAGCAAAUAAAGAGUGUGCCCAAGAGUCUGAGCCAGAAGAGUCCUGUGAACAAGCACCUAUCCAAGUGAAUAAUGGAGAUAUAACAGAAGAGACACCCAGCACAUCGCCCUGUGAUGGAGAAAGAGUAGAGCUACCAGACCAUGAGAUCCAAAUAAAUUCUUGUUCUGUAUAUCUGGUGGACAUAAAGAAGGAAAAGCCAUUUUUUAACUUGACAAUUGAUCAGCAAGCCCAAGCAAGGACCAACUGUAACCAGGCAUCCGACAUAAUAGUGAUCAGCAGUGACUCCUCAGAAUCCAGUGAUGUAGACGAGCCCCCAGAAGCCUCCACGUCAGCACUGGAAAAUGGGCUUGUGACUGAUAACCUAGACUCAUUAGAAUCAAGGAAGGGAAGAGAGUACCAAGAAGCCACCUGCUCACGACCUCAGAUCACACCAGAGCCCAGUGGUAUCAGAAAAUCUCCUACACCCAAGAAAAGAGUUUGGAAUGUAGUGAACAGAUUUAAUGACUCUUCAGAGUCCAGUGAGGAAGAAGAACCCCCGAGAGUCUUAACCUCAGCAAUAAGAAGUCGUUCUGAUGAGGAGGAUCCUGUGGAUAUUGGAAACAGAUCUAUUUGGAGGUUAAACAAUAGGAAAAGACACUCCCUGGAUAUGCAAUGGAACUUGAAGAAGUAUAUAACAACAAGUGGAGAGGGGGUCAGCAGUGAUAACUCUCCAGAAUUGAGUCAUGCGGAAGAACCUAAGGAAUCUUCUAGCUCAGACCUAAGAAGUGGGUCAGGAGCAGAGCCACACGGACUUGGGAAUAAGAAGUGUUCCUGUGUCAUGUGUUUUUCAAAAGGCAUGUCAAGAGGUCAAGAAGCCAGGAGUGAGAAUAACCAAGCAUCUGACAUGAUGAAUACCAUGGAUAUUGGAAACAAUUCUACUUCAGAAAAACACAAUGAGAAAAUAAGGAAAAAGAGAAGAUAUAAAUGUAAAAAAAGCAGUCUCGAAAAAGUGAGAAGGAGAUACAAACAUAGAAUCCAAAAUCUGAGUAACAGAGCUCCAUGGAAAAAAGGCAGACCAAAAGGUAAAAAGAAAGGAAGUCCAAGAAUUCCCAGAGACACAAAUAUGAAUUUUCACCUUCCAGAACUUCCUGUGACCUGUGGAGGGGCAAAGGGGAUUUUAUAUAAGGAAAAAAUGAAACAAGGAACUGCAAAGAGGUGUAUAAAGGGUGAGGAUGGACGAUGGUACACCCUCCGCGAUUUUGAAAUUGAAGGAAACCAUGGACCAUCCAAGAACUGGAAGCUGAGUGUGAGGUGUGGCGGAUACCCCCUGAAAGAGCUGAUCGAGGUAUCCCAACAACGAUGUCUACAUUAUCUCCCCUGCCAGCCUGAAAACUCAAAUAAAUGUGAGGUGUGCCGUGGACACGGAACACUGUACUGCUGUGAUACUUGUCCAAGGUCCUUUCAUGAGGAGUGCCACAUCCACCCUAUAGAUGCUAAAAGAGACCCAUGGAGUUGCAUCUUCUGCAUGAUAAAAGCUAUUAGGGAAGGGAACCCACAAAGCCAGGUAUGUCACCAGAAAUCUGAGGUCCUGAAGAGACAGAUGCAGCCUGAGGAGCAGUUGAAAUGUGAGUUUGUCCUUUUGAUGGUCUACUCCUGUUCAAAAAGCACCUUUUUUGUCUCAAAACCACAUUAUAGUUUGGAGGCAUCUCAUGGCCUGAAAAAGCCCAUGUGGCUAAACAAAAUCAAGAGAAGGCUACAAAUGAAAUGGUACACCCAAGUGGGGGGAUUUGUGCGAGACAUGAGCCGCAUCUUUCAGAACCACAGGACAUUUUACAAGAACAACCAGAAAUUCGUCAGACUGGGAAGUCAAGUAGAGUACGUAUUUGAGAAUAAUUUCAGAACCACCUUUGCAAUUCAGGAAAGAAGUGAGAACAGUUCUCAGUUGGAGCCCACUCUUUUAUAAAGUAGCCCACCCCCCCACCCCCCCAUUAUAAAGUAGCCCCCCCCAUUAUAAAGUAGCCCCCCCCCAUCUCUAACAGCUACAUGAUAAUGCGCUGUGGUCAAAAUGUGAACAUUUUGCCUGUUGCCGUGCAAACAACUUUUCAAAUGUAUUUUUGGUUGCCAUUUCUGCUCAUUUAUUUUUUUAAAUAAAAUAUAAAAUUAUCCUGUCAA